AUGGACGACCAGCUUUCGCGCGCCUCAAAUCCCACAGACUCCGCCGCUCCCACAGAGGGAGACGGCAGGAGUCCUCGACAGCCUCUCACCGCCAGCAGCCUUUCCACGCGUUUCGACGGUGGCCCAACACCCAAGUUGACUGAAAAAGAUGGAAAAACCAUGCAGAGGUUGACCCUCGCUGAGGCAGCAGAGGAGAUCAAGAGGCUUCGUCGCUUGGCCCGCCAAAACAAAUCCGAUUUGCAGAAGAAAGACGAGGAACAGACGGCGCUGCAGCACACCCUCUCGCAGCUUCAGUCGGAGAUGCGAAAUGCCCAACGAGCGGCCGAGAAGAAAAUUCGUGAAAAGGAACGCGAAGCGGACGAACUGCGGAAACAACUCGAUCAAGCUGCGGAGGAUCUCCGGAUUCUUCAGUCCUCCACCCUGCCCCUGAAUGAAGCCCGGAAACUGACCUACAAAGCCCUGCGGAAGGGACGCGCGCUGGAGUGUCUCGGAGAGCUCUUUUGUCGAAAUACCGUGACGAAUCGCAUGUUACGCCAAGGGUUCAAUGCGAUUGUCGAAAACGCAUUUGGAGCGGCGCAUUUGGCGUAUCGAGCCGAGCACGGCGUCGGUCCCGGCGUCAGCCACGUAGUGGACUCGCAGUUGCGCCUUCUGCGGCAAGAGCAGCUUCUUCUUCUUGCUGAAAACGAGAGACUCAACACGCAGCUGCUCGAAGUCCAGGGUGCACUCGUCAGCAAGCGUCAGACCCUUUCCGAGACGCCGCAGGACGGAGAUCACACUGAACCGCGCUCUCUGUUUGCCGCCUUCCCCGCGCGCCUCGCGGCUUCCCUAGGAGACACCGACGUCGAACGAAGGAGUGGAAUGCUGCGGAAAAUCAAAGGACAGAUCAUUAAAGCAGCAUUCGAGGUGAUCUGCGGCAUUCUUCGCACUGCGAGACUACGCUUGCUGGCCGUGUCGAUGCGAAAGCUGGCGUGCUUCGCGGUUCAUGAAACCGGAGUUCUGAUCUCGAACAUCGCUAACGCCAAGGCCACAACCACUCGAAAUCAAGUCAACUUCCUUCUCGGAACCAAACUGCUGGGCAGCUUUCUCCGCACGUUCAUAUGCCGUCGCGAGCGCCUUGGCUUUUAUCGUCUCGUGACGAAUGCCAUUCAAGACAAGCGAAUCAGGAGACCUGUCGGCCAGGGUCUCGGGAACUUCUCCGAUCCCUCCACAGCUGCUUCGGAUGGGGUCACCGCGCCGCCGGGCGCCGACCCCUCUCCAGGCCUGUUCCGGCCGAGUCUCGGCGCGGGGAGUGUCCCCCUCGGAGGGUUGCCUGCCUUCGUGUACCAGCCGCACUACUACGGCAGAUUACCCAGCACGCAAACUCGGCGGAGCGCGAACGUCUUCUUCCCUGCGCCGCAUGUGCCGGCGUGCCAGGCGGAGUUGAAGCUCCAGGCUCUCAGCCACAACUCAGACAUUUGCGACCCCAUUUACCGCCCCGCACCGGAACUGUCAGCCAUCGCCUCGCCAGCGGGCCGGAGACGUGACCCGCUCGUGUCCGACCGCUAUUUGUCGACUUUCGAAGUGAGCAGAGAGACGAAGCUGCGCAGGCGCGAACUCCAGGGCGCAUUGUUGAAGCCGAGUGCAACGCCGGACGACGAGCCUCUAAGCGCCAGCAAGAUGAACGACAUGUACAUCGAUAUGCUUCUCGAUGAAGUGGACAGGAGGCAAUAA
Neospora caninum is the source of this 1710-nucleotide messenger RNA. RefSeq lists its product as hypothetical. NCBI's taxonomy places the organism in Eukaryota, Apicomplexa, Conoidasida, Eucoccidiorida, Sarcocystidae. Bases 1 to 1710 code for a protein of 569 amino acids. The transcript is spliced from 13 exons. The record is from RefSeq and is a predicted model, not a curated record.